This is a messenger RNA of Psylliodes chrysocephalus, 4857 nucleotides long. NCBI's taxonomy places the organism in Eukaryota, Metazoa, Arthropoda, Insecta, Coleoptera, Chrysomelidae. The record is from the annotation of a GenBank genome assembly.
CGUAAACAAACAGCUGAUUUGAAGAAAAUAAAAAUAAUAACAAACGAAAUGUCCUGUGAAAUUUCUGUUAUCGCAAGCAUCAACGAAAUAGAUAAAAUAAGAAAAAUACUCUUUCCCUUAGACAGUCAAAAUGGUACUGACAGCUGGUUACAUUCAUGCAAAGUUUCAGCAUCCUCUGUAGGAGAUUUAAUUGUUAUUGCAAACGAACGGACGAUUGUGGUCCUUACUCCUAAAUGGGAUCCUCAAUCGUCCACAAAUUUGUUUCAAAUAAGUUAUAAAGGAUUAAUUCAUGAUUAUGAUAAAGUUAAAGCUAUUUUAUGCCUAACAAUACCUGGACAAGAUGGAAGUUCGCAUUUAAGUGCUGAUUGGACUUGUAUCGUGAUAGGUUUUGAUUCUGGGUAUGUGAGGUGUUAUACAGAAAAUUGUGAUAUGUUAUUUGAAGAACAAUUUAAUGCCGAAAACAUUGUUACAAUUACAUCUAAAUGUCAAAAAAGUGCUAAGCACAGCAUUCCCCGUCCAGAAGAGAUCUAUAUACAAUACCAAAGUGUUGUUUGUAUAAUUAAUGGACAACAACUGAUUUCCAUUUUAAAAAAUUGCCAUAAUGAUACUCCACCAACUAAUCAAGAUCUUGCAUCUUUAAUGCCAAAAAAAUGGGGUUUUCAGGAACAGUCUCUUAUAAAUGACAGUGCUGUUGUUGGAUUAAAUGUUGCAAACACCUUUGAUCAUUUAUUGAUAGCUUCUACUUGCGGUGGUUUUUAUACAAAGUACAGAGCUAUGCCUCCAAAUAACACUUUAGUAAUAGCAGCCGGCUCAAAACCGUUUUUAGGUUAUCACUAUGCUUUAGAAGGUGGAGGACAGCCUGUUUUAAGUGAUGUAGCUAAGGCUGUGGCUAGCAAGUUGAAGUCUACUCUGCCAACUUGGUUAAUAGGAAACAAAAGUUCACAAGAGAAGCCGAUAUCAUUUUUUGCACAACCCGCUGAUCCCAUGGGUUGCAGAUUUGGUUUGUGCGAUUUAAGGCGAGCUGCCACAGAUAUAAUUUUAUCACCAGAUCAUAAACUAGCAGCAGUUUGCGAUACAUUAGGACGCGUAUUAGUAAUUGAUUGUUUUAAGGGAAUUGUUUUAAAAAUUUUCAAGGGAUAUAGAGAAGGCCAGUGCUCAUUUAUUCAAGUUGCCGAUGAAAGAAAGUCAAAAUCUAGAUUAGAGAAUAAAGUAGCUCAUUUUUUAGUUAUAUAUUCGCCAAAAAAGGGAACUAUCGAAGUGUUUUCGGUUCAACAAGGUUCUAAAAUUGCGGUUUUUUCCGCUUCUAAACACAGUAGGCUUUUAUACGUUAGUUACGGACUUCAAGGUUUUACAACAGCUUCAAAGAGUAAACGUAGUUGCGUCUGCACUACUUUAUUUAUCGACAAUACUGGCCUAAUUAAGGAGUUGUUGAUACCGUUUCAUUUCACACUUUCAGAAAAAAAUAACAAGCGAGCAAAAGAUUUGCAUUUGUAUAAAAAAUUUCGGCAUUUAUUAAAAACUGGCGAUCUCGAAAACGAGAAAAUAUUAAACGAGGCGCUAAAUAUUUGUACCGAACUAAAUACGAACGAUAUCAAAUGUCAAAUAGUAGAAUUUUUAUUAGAUAAUAAAAAUUUGUCUGCAGAGUUUAUCUUGAAUUGUGUUAAUUUUUUCUUAGAAAAUCUAGAUGGUGAAGACAAUAAAAAUUUAAAAAUAUUAUGUCAAAAUACUUCAGUUCUAUUAAAAUUAUUUAUAUUUUUAUCAAAUCCAUGUAAAUCGGAAGAUCGGAAUGCAGAAGAUAACGCUGAAUUCUCUUUCAAUACCGAAGUUAAAGAAAUGGUUAAUCUUCGAAAAUUAUUAAAUUUGAGCAUCAUUAAUGAUAUUGCUAAUAUGUCACAACCACACGUUAAAUUUUCGGACAAUUUAGACUUUUCCGCAUCCAAAUUUGUAUCGGCAUUCGAUUAUUCCACUCCAGAAACGAUUCCUUUGAAACGUAAUUACGAUGAAAAAUUGCUGUUUAAAGUUUCCGAAUUAUUAUUCAAACCAUACAUUGAUGGAAAAUCGCAAAAUUUCACCGAGCUGCAAGAAAAAUUAAAGGAAACGAAAAUCCCUACGAAAAAUUUAUUCGAUCUGCUGUUGAAUUAUUGGGUCAAUAGAUCGCUUAAUUUGAGUAGCAAAUUAGAAGAAGAUAUGAAAAAGUUAUUAACAUUGUUGAAUGUUAUCGUAAAAACGUCGGUAGGGGAAAUUGAAGAAAUCGAAUACAGCGAAAUAUCUGGUUUUUGGUCGUAUAUUAGAAGUAUUUUGAUUGAUUCGUCUAGACCAUUUCCAGCUCUUAUGGCUGCGAUUUUGUGUAAAAUUGCAGCACAAACGUGUAUGAAGGCGACGCAGCUUGAUGAAUCUUCGACUUCUUUAGGCGACAUGGAGGUGCUGACGCAAGAAGAUAUUGAGUGGGGGCUAGUCAUAGGUAAAUUGGAAGAUAUCUCUCUGUUAAACAUAAUUUUGUCAACUAAACCUUUAGCCAAAGAUUGUCCCUUACCAAAGUUGAAAUACGAUAAAGUAGAUGUCAGUUUAAACUACAUAUUACAAAAAGGUAGAGGCUCUGUUAGUGAGCUAGUAGCUCAAUGGCUUACAACAAUAGGUUUCAAUCCAGAAAAUAUAAUUCUAAACGAAUCUUUUAAAAAGUAUGAAGAAGAUUUCGAAAACCAAUCAAAAGAGGUUAAUUUGAAUGACUACAAAGAGGAUAAGGAGGAGGAGCAAAUAUUUGACAGUUUGAAUUUGUUAAAAGAACAAUUUCCAUACAGCCUCGAAGCAAAUUGUUUGUUAACAAACAUGUCUUGGGAAUAUGCUACGGCUUGGCAAAAGGAUAUGCAAGAUCUUAGUUUGUUGAAUGCUUCGAUUAGCUGUUUAAAUAACGUCCAGAAUCUUCAAAUUAAACAAGGACUUUAUCAGCUUCUUUGGAACACCCAUUUGAAAAUCGUUAACGAAAAUGCUUGCAAAUUAAUAAACAAAGUCGGAAAACUUCCUAAAGAAAGGCUAUGCAGGCAAGAUACUGGUCUAACUGAUUAUCAGUUGUCUCUCUUUUUGAGCAUUUCCACAGAUUUUCUGGACGCUUUCAUGGAAACAGUAAACGCAAGUUAUAAUAUCCCAAAAGAAGCAAUCAAGUUUGAAAACAUUUGGGAAAACGAUGGAAAGCCUUUAGUUGAAUUGGCAAUGCAACAGAGAGUUGUUAACUUUGAACUGCUUUUUUUGCAUUACCAGCUCAGUUUGGUUUUGUUGAUGACAACUACUUUUUCAGUAAAACAAUCGAAGCCUAUAAAUAAUUUAUUCGACGCUUCAAUUGUUAAUUUAUUUUUCACCGAUUUGCAGAAAAAGAUACAAGUUUCAUCUAAUAAAUCUGACAUUCGAUUGAAUUCCAACAGAAUUCAAUUUCUUUUUAAAAUUAUACUCGCCAGCAUGGAUAGCAUAACGGCGAACGAAUCUGGAAAAAUAUAUUCAACCGACCACGUUUAUUGGAUGUCAAAAAGUUUAAAUUUAGGAAAAAUUUGGAAUUUGGAUGUCGACAGUUUACGAAGAUAUCAAGUAGUUCAAUUGUAUUCGCGCGGUUUCGAUGUACUAGCCGACGAACUUAUACCGACGGUUAACGAAAGUCAAGAACUCGGAAAAUGUUUGUUAAUAGUGGCUGCUAAAAGGUUGUCGCAAUUUUUGGUGGCUUCUCCGCAACUUAGCGAUAAUAUUUCAGCACUUAGUCCCGCUUUGACGAAAUACAUGCAGUCUUUGGAUGAUGAAUGGUGUGCUUCGACUUCUCUUAAGGAUACCACAAUGCUUACAACGCAUGUAGUCCAUUGCUUGACAGAAGAAGACGACGAAUACAAAUUAGCGAGUGUAUUAUUAGAUGCAUGCAAAACUUUAGAAGAAAUUCAAUCCCAAAAACAAUAAGUAUCAAAAAAAUUGUCUAGUCAGAUAAAAGAAAAAAAUUGAUAUAAUGCGAAACGAUCAGAAUAAAGAAUGGUUGAUUUUGAUACAUGAAAUGAAGCGAAUCUGAGAUAAGAGAAAAUUUGUUAAAAAAAGUAGUAUUUUUUUAAUUUUUAACGGGGUAUAAAUAAUUAGUAGUUCUUUCAAACAGAGUGCCAUUUAGGUAGAAACUUCAGAGCAGUGUUGCCGUGGAGAAAAUAAUUGAUUAUUGCACAGAAUCCUGAAUAAUUUUGUUGGAAUAAUCUAAAGAAUUUGUGCCACGAUUCGAUAGUGCCUCAUUGGCCAGUAGUAUCGUUUGAAUUAUAAAUUCUAUACUAAAUAUAGAACAUUUUAGUUAAUUCACCUAUAUAAUACAAUAAUAGAGAAAAAUGUUUCUAUUAAAAUUUUAUUCAUAAAAUAUUCUAAAUUAACAACAUGUAAAAGUAAGAAAUUACAAUGAAUAGUGAAUACCAGCAAUCCGAAACUGGCCGCAUAGUACAUGUCCAUGCGUUGAGUAUGUAGCAAGCGAUCUUCGGUGAACGCAGGACGGAAUCCUCCUGGAGUGUUGGGGUUAAGUCUGCAGCAUUUAAAAGUCUUUUGACCUUUACCAUGCAUUUACCCAAUACAGUUACCUAUCAUUCGUAAAGCCAUCAUCAACCAACAUAAUGCUGGGCUAGUGUUAAAAGACCAAAAGUAGGCUUUUAUCUCCUAAUUGUCGCAUUCAUUUUCCCUUCAAUUACAUCAAAAUGCCAGCAACAUCACGGCACUUAUUAAUUGUUUGUUGGGAUGUUUGUGAGACAAAGAAUUUUUUAGAUCCUUUUUAAGUUAAUUAUUUUCUAAAUUUAUUAUUUUUUAUAUGAUAAUUAUGUUACAUGUAUUCCAAAUGUUAAAUUUAUAAAGAUUAUUUUU